CAGUUUUCCAGCAUGGGCUUCUUUUUCUUUGCAUUUGCCUUGCCGACAGUCUGGUCUCUCCAUCUAUCCAGUUUGAUUUAAAAGGACCACGCGUGCAGCAAAAUAGGUCAUUCACCAUCGACCCCAACACGCACACAUUUCUGAAAGACGGGGCACAAUUUCAGUAUAUCGCCGGAAGUUUCCAUUAUUUUAGAAUUCCGACACUGUAUUGGCGGGAUCGCCUGGAGAAAGCCAAGGCAGCUGGUUUGGAUGCGAUCCAGCUUUACAUUCCCUGGAACUUCCAUGAACCCGAAGAAGGCGAAUACAAUUUCGCCGAUGAUCGGGACCUCGAAUACUUUCUAGAUAUCAUACGACAGCUGGAUAUGUUGGCAAUAGUCCGUGCUGGACCGUACAUAUGUGCAGAAUGGGCAUUUGGUGGUCUGCCUCCUUGGCUUCUUCGAAAGAAUCCGAAUAUGAAAAUACGUUCGUCUGAUCCCGCUUACUAUCAAGAAGUGGUGAAGUGGUUCAAUGUCUUACUGCCGAAACUACGAAAGCACCUCUACACCAGAGGAGGACCAAUCGUAAUGGUGCAGAUGGAAAACGAAUAUGGAUCAUAUGGUCUCUGUGACCGCACCUACAUGACAGAUUUGUACGACUUGGCGAGGUCGCAUUUAGGUGAAGACGUCAUUUUGUUUACGACGGACGGCUGCGCUCUGGGCUACCUUCGCUGCGGUGUUCUUGAUCCCAGAUACCUCGCUACGAUCGAUUUCGGCCCGACCACCAACCCCCCUGAUGUAUCUUUUAGUUCGGUGGAAAAGUUCAGGCCAGGUCAACCCCUUCUUCUUCAAUUCCAAGGUGGAAUAGAUGCAGUUGCUUCACAGAUUAACAGCGAAUUCUAUUCAGGCUGGUUUGAUGGUUGGGGUGGAAAGCACGCAAGAACCGGAGCGGAAUUUGUCCGAAACAGUUUAAUGAACCUGAUGAAAUAUUCCAAGCGAGUCAAUGUGAACAUGUACAUGUUUCAUGGGGGCACUAAUUUUGGACUGUGGAAUGGAAAGCCGGUGGAUGUUCCCGCGAUAACAAGCUACGACUACGACGCGCCGAUUUCGGAGGCUGGCGACGUCACGUACAAAUAUGAGCUGUUACAAAAGGCUAUUUUUGAGUUCCGAAAUCGAACGCCACCGCCGUUGCCAAAGAAUACCACAAAGAAGGCCUAUGGAAGUAUUCAACUACACCGGACAUCACACCUUCUGCUUGGUUUUGGAGUUCGCAUACCAUCUCGAUAUCCGCUUAAUAUGGAGAGCCUGCACCAGUACGAAGGAUUCACGAUUUACUACGUUAAGAUACCAGGUGCGCCAACAGAUGUCGAACUGACCCUCGCAAACUACCGCGAUUUGGCCCACAUCUUCACAGCUGACGAUCAGCUUGCGUGUGUUCGUUGGCGCGGCCUUUUGGACUGGCCGAGGAAUACGAUCAGAUUCGAUCUUCGGGAUUCGCUGGCACAAACGCAUAUAGUGCUGCUUUUGGAAAAUACAGGUUAUGUUAAUUAUGGCCGCGGAAUGUAUAACAACAUAAAGGGACUACUGGGUAACGUAACUUUGAACGGACAAAUCUUAUGUGAUUGGGUGAUGAUCCCGCUCAAAUCCCCACUCGAAACUAACGAAAUCGAUUUUCCGCAAGGGAUCGAAAAACUACCGGAACAAGGGUCAGUUUACAGUGGGGAGCUUCUCAUUCAGGAUGGUGAUCAACCGGAGGAUACGUUUAUUGAGCCUGGAGGUUUCAGUCGUCUAUUCCUUCAACCAAAUUGGUGCUAUUUCAUAGAGAUUCUUCUGUAUUGUCUGUUGGUUUGGGUGUUUCUAAAUGGCAGUCUUGGUGCACCUUCAAAUCAAUUCGAUGUUGAACAACCAAUUUCGGCUGCGGAACGCUCGUUCACCAUUGAUCCAUCCACGUAUACAUUUUUGAAAGACGGGGUGCCUUUUCAAUACAUUUCCGGCAGUUUCCACUACUUCAGAAUUCCAACGAUGUACUGGUCUGAUCGGCUGAAGAAGGCGAAAGCAGCUGGGUUGGAUGCCAUUCAAAUUUACAUCCCCUGGAAUUUUCACGAACCUGAAGAAGGCGAAUACAACUUCUCUGAUGAUCGGGACGUCGAGCAUUUCCUCGAUCUGAUACAACAACUGGAUAUGCUCGCCAUAGUCCGUGUUGGACCUUACAUAUGCGCCGAAUGGGCAUUCGGCGGCCUACCACCGUGGUUGCUGAGAAAAAACCCGACGAUGAAAUUACGAUCUUCUGAUUAUUCCUACUACCGAGAGGUCGUGAAGUGGUUUGGCGUAUUGUUGCCGAAAUUGCGCAGACACCUCUACACUGAAGGAGGGCCGAUAAUCAUGGUUCAAUUGGAGAAUGAGUAUGGCUAUACCAAAGCAUGCGACCGUGACUACAUGUCAAUGUUGUAUGAUCUGGCUCGGUAUCAUUUGGGUCAGAAAGUUAUUCUGUUUACGACGGAUGGAAAUUCUCUACAGAUACUUCGCUGUGGAUCGCCAGAUCAACGCUACCUGGCAACAAUCGAUUUUGCUCCAAUUAUCGGAGUCUCAAGCUCCAUUUUGGUGCAAUGUUGGGAAUCUUGUUACCAAAUCAAUAACAACUUUAUUGCUGUGAUUUUUUAUAUAGCCACAAUUCCUCCGAACGUAUCUUUUGAUUCCGUUGAAAAAUUCAGACCUGGGCAGCCACUGGUUAACAGCGAAUUCUACACAGGAUGGUACGAUACGUGGGGAAGUGAGCACGCACACCGUUCAGCUGAACUCGUCCAAGAAAGCCUAAUUGAUCUAAUGAAUUACUCACCGAGAGUGAACGUGAACAUCUAUGUAUUUCAUGGCGGCACAAGCUUUGGAUUUUGGAGCGGGAAGCCGAAAGACGUCCCUGCAACCACAAGCUACGACUUUGAUGCUCCCCUCUCGGAAGCUGGUGACAUGACCUACAAAUACGAAUUGCUGCGCAAAGCCAUUCACAAAUUUCGAAGUCGGCCACUGCCUCCACUUCCCAAAAAUUCGACAAAGAAAGCUUACGGCGAAAUCUCAAUGAAACUUAUUUCCCACUUGCUGCUUCAACGUGGACCAAAGGUGGAGUCGCCAGUUGCGAUGUCUAUGGAAUUGCUACGCCAAUAUGACGGAUUUGUGAUGUACUGUGCAACAAUACCAGCCGGAAAAUCUGAACUCAACGUCACACUGACAAAAUUUGCAGACAUUGCACACGUAUUCACAAGCGAUGGUGGGCUGGAGAUGUUUUGUUACGAGUGGAGAUUGAUGCGUUUGGACGACCUACUUUUUAGAAAGAUCCAGCUGGGUUCCAGAUAUGACGUGGUUUCCAACUUUCUUAUCCGACAUUCUAUGCAGCACUGGCACGGGAAUUUGAAGGCCCCCAACAAUAAGAUCAGCUUGUAUAUGCGAGAACUUCCAUCACAUACAAAACUAAUGCUAUUGCUGGAAAAUACUGGAUAUGUGAAUUUCGGCGAGCUGAUGUGGAACAAUAUCAAGGGACUCUUGGGCACUGUGACCGCAAACAACCAAAUUUUGGGGCCGUGGGAGAUGAUGCCGAUCAAACCAUUGGUGGAACUCGACCAGAGGGCUAUUUUGAAGCAUAAAUCCGAUGACCUGCCGGUUCAGGGAGCCAUAUUCACAGGCGAUUUGACAAUCCCCGAAGCUAGCGAUCUCGCAGACACUUUCAUUGAACCUGUGGGAUUCAGUCGGGGUUUUGCAGCCGUGAACAACCACCUUCUUGGACAUUUUGAUCAAAAUUUGGGGCCGCAGUUACGUCUUUACGUGCCGAAGCAGUUUCUGACUCCUGGCCAAAAUCGUAUCAUCGUGUGUGAGCUUCAAACCCUCUUGGAACCCACGCCGAAGGUGUGGUCGUUUGCGGAAACAAAAUGGACCGUUAAAGCUGAGUGA
Molecule: messenger RNA, 3914 nt
Organism: Opisthorchis viverrini
Lineage: Eukaryota; Metazoa; Platyhelminthes; Trematoda; Opisthorchiida; Opisthorchiidae
Exons: 31
Biological process (GO): carbohydrate metabolic process
Cellular component (GO): vacuole
Molecular function (GO): beta-galactosidase activity
Source: RefSeq, a predicted model, not a curated record